AUCUUCACCCACGGGCUUAUAUAAGUAACAAUCCACGAAACGAGGACUUUUCGAUUGGCCGCUCCCUCAGGAACGAUCGAGUCUCGGCGGGUUUCCUAGGGUUUUCUGCUUCUCCAAAAAUGACUAAGAGAACUAAGAAGGCCGGUAUCGUUGGGAAGUAUGGCACUCGAUAUGGUGCUAGUCUGAGGAAGCAGAUUAAGAAGAUGGAAGUUAGCCAACAUAGCAAAUACUUCUGCGAAUUUUGUGGGAAGUUUGCGGUGAAGAGGAAGGCUGUGGGAAUCUGGGGUUGCAAGGAUUGUGGAAAAGUGAAAGCAGGAGGUGCAUACACAUUGAAUACUGCAAGUGCUGUGACGGUUAGGAGCACCAUUAGGAGGCUGAGGGAGCAGACUGAGAGCUGAAACUGCAUUCACAAGUUUUUGUCUUUAAUUUUGACAUUAUCAAUCAGAAUGUAGUUCUUGAGAGAUGUUUAAACUAAACAAAAAUGGAGUAUCGUUUUUGUUUUUAUAUUUGUUUCAAUCAAUGCCCUCGAUGCAGACCAUAAGUAUAGAUUCAGCUGGCUA
Messenger RNA from Carya illinoinensis, 560 nucleotides. Its product is annotated as 60S ribosomal protein L37a-1. The record is from RefSeq and is a predicted model, not a curated record. Gene Ontology annotation, molecular function: structural constituent of ribosome. The transcript has 5 exons. Bases 120 to 398 code for a protein of 92 amino acids. Gene Ontology annotation, biological process: translation. Gene Ontology annotation, cellular component: ribosome. NCBI's taxonomy places the organism in Eukaryota, Viridiplantae, Streptophyta, Magnoliopsida, Fagales, Juglandaceae.